AUGAGCCGCCUACGUCUGCUCAGGGGUGAAGUUUCUUGCUGCUCUAUGGGGGCCCCCUUGUAUAGGGGCCCCCAUCACAGGCCAGUGGGGCCCCUCCUAAGGGCCCUCUCUCUCAGCAGCGGGGGGGCCCCCUGUCUUCGCUGGAAGUCUUCAUUUGUUCACGUUGUAUCCAGCAGCAGCCGCUGCUGCAGCUGCUGCUGCUGCAGCAACAGCAACAGCAACAGCAGCAAUAGAAGCACCACCAGCAGCAGCAGCAAGGUAACUUAUGGGCGUUCGUUUUUUCGUCGUUUCACUUCAGCAGCAGAUACUGCUGCUGCAGGUGCUGCUGCUGCAGGUGCUGCUGCUGCAGCUGCUGCUGCAGUCCCUGUGACACCCCCGAGGCUACGGCUUCAGGGUCCCCCCCCUUCUCCGCGGCUGCAGGUGCUGCAGCGUCUGCAGCGACUUGUUCAGCAGCAGCUGCAACUGCAGCAGCAGCAGCAGCAGCAAGGUGCACGGAGUGGAGAUGCAAGAGCUCAGUCUAUUGUAGGACCUCUAUCAAGUGGCGGGGUGUCUGAUGAGGUAGCAGACGCAGCAGAAGACGUGUGGGGCCCCACAGGGGCCCCGUGCGAAGCAGCAGAUGCUGCAGCCACUUGGGGUCACGAAGGAGACGCUCCUGCUGCUGCUACUGCAGGAGCUGCUGCCCAGGCGCAGCAGCAGCAGCAGCAACAACAGCUGCAGCAGGAGCUGCAGCGAACAGCAGAUGAUAUCGUCAGGCUCAGCGGGCGCAUGCAGCCACGGGAGCUUCUUGAAGUGCUGCGGCUGUUUGCUGCUGUGGGGCGGAGGGACCCUCAAGUGCUGCUUGCUGCUACCCAGGCUUUGCUGCAGCAGCAGCCCGAGGAGCGGCUGCAGCAGCUGCUGCCUGUUACGCAGCAGCAGCAGCGGCAGCAGGGGGUUGAGGCCCUCUCCGUGCUGCAGACAGUAAUGCUGCUGCGGUAUCUGCAGCAGCUGCAGUUUGUCUGCUUACCUCUGGCUUUGAGGGCGCUGCAGCACUUAGACGCCUCUCUAACCCUAGCAGCACAGACGUGCAUGCAGCUACAUUACCUGCAGCAGCAGCAGCAGCAGCAGCAGCAGCAGCAGCAGCAACAGCAGCAGCGGCUGCCUGACUGCUUUGCUGAGACUGACUACGCAGUGCUUGCGCCUUAUAUUCCUUGGCAGCAGCCUGUGGUGUGCGACCAAGCAGCAACAGCAGCAGCAGCAGCAACAGCAACAACAGCAACAGCAGCACACUGCGGCGUGCAUGCAGGUGGGGCUGCACCUGCUGCUGCAGCAAACGGCGAUGCUGAGCUCCGUUUGCUGCCUGACGCGUCUGCUGCUGCCGCUCCUGCUGCUGCUGCAGCAGCAGCAGCAGCAGAAGGUGGUGCAUUAGCCAGUGCAGCAGAAGCAGCGGCAGCAUCAUCAGCAGCAGCAGCAGCAACAGCAGCAGCAGAUAGCGAUUGGCGCUCCCGGUGCGCUCUGCAUGCCGUUGGGGUGUCUCUACUCAGCAGCAGCUUAGUAUAUUUUGCUGCUGCUCUGCCUCCGUCAGAACCAAGGUCUGCUGCUGUUAGGCGCUUAAGCGACCUGCUGCAGCAGCUGCUGAUCUCCAGAGCAAAAGAAUUCAAUGCGCCCCAAACUGUCUCCCUUGCGUUGAAUUGCUUGGCUUUGGGCCGCACUUCUGCUGCACUGACGAAUGCUUUGCUGCAGCAAACCCCUCAUUUGCUGCCUUUCUUCUCGUUUCCUUUACUUACUCUUCAAUUAAAUGUUAUUACCCGCUUGCUGCAGCUUAAUGCGCAUGCGCUGCAGCAGCAGCAGCAGCACAAGCAGCAAAAGCAGCACAAACACGCUCAGUACCAGCACCCGCAGCAGAAGCAGCAGCAGCAGCAGCAGCAACAGCAGCAGCAGAUAGAUAUACAUGCACUGCCGCAGCUCUGGUGCAGCAUCGUAUCCCGGCUGUCUUCCGCGCUGCCGCAAGACCCAGCAGCAGCUGCUGCUGCUGCUAGCAGCAAUACAUCUCGUGCACGCCUUAGAGACCUGCUGCACGACCAUAUCUUAGCAGCACAAGAAGCAUACGACGCCUCUAUUCAGCAGCAACUGCAGCAACUGCAGCAGCAGCAGCAGCAGCAACGACAACAGCAGCAGGAGGCAGCAGGUGGAGAUGAGAUUUUCUCAGGUGCAGAUGGAUUAGGGGCCCCUGGGGGCCCCCGAGUGUCGUCUGUACCCUCUCUGCCUUUCGCGGGGGCCCCUGGGGGGCCCCCUGGGGGGCCCCUUGGGGGGGCCCCCAGCCUCCCACCAGUGCAGCCGCAAGACUUAAGAAAUGUUGUAAACGCUCUUAACUCAUUCUCUCGCUUGGCGCAUAUGGGUCUUGUGUCUUUGCGGGAUGUUGCUGCUGAAGCAGCAGGGGCUGCUGCUGUUGCUGCUGCUGCUGCUGCUGCUGCUGCUGACCAGCUGGUGCCCGCAGCGUUGCGCCAGCAGCAGCAGCUGCUCAAGAGCCAAGCUGCUUCUGGUGCAGCAGCAGCAGCAACAACACCAGGUGCAGCUGCAGCAGGAGAUGUUGACGAGCUGCAGCACUGGCAGCGCAGCAAGGCUCGCCUCAGCAGCGUCGUGGAGUGUACAGGCAGCUUCCGCAUGCGUGGGGUGGAGAUGACACCUGGGGAUCGUCGCAGCAGCAGCAGCAUUUACGCCUUCUUCCAUAGAGCAGUGCUGCUGCUGGUGCAGCAGCAGCAGCAUCUAGAUCCGCAGUCUCUCAGCAACGCCGUCAACGCAUUCGCAAAGGCCAGGCUUCAGGGGCACGCAGUCUAUGUGGCUCAGUUAAUCCCACGGAUGAUUGAGACAGCAGCCGACUUCAGCUGGCAGCACUUAAGCAUGACGCUCAAUGGAUUUGCAUAUAUGCGCUAUAAGGACGACAGGCUGCUGCAUGCAUUUUGGGAGGUGCUGAGGCAGCGGCCUCUUCACCAGAUGGGGGCUCAGGCGACAACAAACAUAAUCCACGCAAUGGGCAGCUUCGGCUUCAGACACCCAGAGAUGAUCAGGUACUGCAGCAGCAGCAGCAGCAGCAGCAGCAACAGCAGCAGCAGCAACAGCGGUAGCAGUAGCGGCAACAGCUGCAGCAGCAGCAGGAAUAUCAACUGCAGCGGCCUCACAAAUCUACUCUUCUCGCUGGUGGUGCUAGACUGCGUGUACGAGUGUAGCUUCCCUCCCCAGCAGCAGCAGCAGCAGCAGCAGCAGCAGCAGAAGCGGCAGUGGCAGCAGCAAGGGGGUAUCUGGCAAGAGCUGCUGCAAGCUGCAUGCAGGAGAAAGGACCUCAAGCUCGAAGCAAUGACGAUGCUUAAGGUGUCGGCUAUGGCGUUGUUUGGGGUGUAUGGGGACCCAGCAGCAGCAGUAGCAGCAGCAGCAGCAGCAGAAGCAGCAGCAGCACAGCAGCACAGCAGCAGCCGCAACGCAUACAACCGCCUCUACGACAGCAGCGGGAACUUCUUGCUGCAUGCGCUGCAGCAGCAGCAGCGGCAGCUAGAACGUCAGCAAAAGCUGUACGGAGGGGCCCCCAUAGCUAGACGCAGAAUGCUGCUGCAGGGAGUAGAAACAGCAGCAGCAACUGUAAAGCAACCUGAUUAUAUCUUCUUGCCCUACAAUCAACUUGAUGAAGGCCAUAAGUUCCUCGCUGCACUGCUGAACACGAGGACUUUGAUGUUUUACCCGGGGAAGCCGUCAGGUAAGAGAGAGCCAUAA
Eimeria acervulina is the source of this 3741-nucleotide messenger RNA. RefSeq lists its product as hypothetical. The transcript is spliced from 7 exons. The record is from RefSeq and is a predicted model, not a curated record. Gene Ontology annotation, molecular function: transcription cis-regulatory region binding. NCBI's taxonomy places the organism in Eukaryota, Apicomplexa, Conoidasida, Eucoccidiorida, Eimeriidae. Gene Ontology annotation, cellular component: nucleus. Gene Ontology annotation, biological process: regulation of transcription by RNA polymerase II. Bases 1 to 3741 code for a protein of 1246 amino acids.